Messenger RNA from Ficedula albicollis (Collared flycatcher), 750 nucleotides. RefSeq names its product tenascin-X-like. The record is from RefSeq and is a predicted model, not a curated record. Lineage: Eukaryota; Metazoa; Chordata; Aves; Passeriformes; Muscicapidae. The coding region runs from base 25 to 735 and encodes 236 amino acids. The transcript is spliced from 2 exons.
UCCAGCAGCACGGCCUCCAGCGCGAUGCUGGCGAACACGCACGUCUUGCCGGUGCCGGACUUGGCCUGCACGAUCAGAUCUGCAAGGAGCGCCCGUCAGCGCUGUCAGAGCUCUGAUGUGCCCCACGACCCUCAUCAGAGACCGGCACCUGAGACCGCACCGCCCGCCCUGAGCCGGAGCUCCUGGCCGAGGGGGAUGCUGCGGGCCCAGGACUGUUUGUGCCUGCGCCUGGUGCUUGCCAUGGCACUGCAGGGAGCUGGUUAUCGCACCUGUCCCCGCACCUGCGGCACGGAGCCGCGAUCUCCACACGCAACAGCCCAGAAAUCUCCCCACACGGCACUGCAGGGAGCUGGUUAUCGCACCUGUCCCCGCACCUGCGGCACGGAGCCGCGAUCUCCACACGCAACAGCCCAGAAAUCUCCCCACACGGCACUGCAGGGAGCUGGUUAUCGCACCUGUCCCCGCACCUGCGGCACGGAGCCGCGAUCUCCACACGCAACAGCCCAGAAAUCUCCCCACACGGCACUGCAGGGAGCUGGUUAUCGCACCUGUCCCCGCACCUGCGGCACGGAGCCGCGAUCUCCACACGCAACAGCCCAGAAAUCUCCCCACACGGCACUGCAGGGAGCUGGUUAUCGCACCUGUCCCCGCACCUGCGGCACGGAGCCGCGAUCUCCACACGCAACAGUCCAGAAAUCUCCCCACCUCGCUUCGGAAAAGGACUACAAAAAGUGACUUUCCUAAAAAGAC